Messenger RNA from Aspergillus viridinutans, 2670 nucleotides. RefSeq names its product DNA repair protein rad52. Gene Ontology annotation, molecular function: protein binding. Gene Ontology annotation, biological process: mitotic recombination; double-strand break repair via homologous recombination; double-strand break repair via single-strand annealing. The record is from RefSeq and is a predicted model, not a curated record. NCBI's taxonomy places the organism in Eukaryota, Fungi, Ascomycota, Eurotiomycetes, Eurotiales, Aspergillaceae. Gene Ontology annotation, cellular component: nucleus. Bases 1 to 2670 code for a protein of 889 amino acids. The transcript is spliced from 8 exons.
AUGGCUACUUCAGACUUAGAUCAGCUCAUUGAAAUGGGCUUCGAUAAAGAGAGAGCGCAGCUGGCGGUGGCAAGAAGCGGUGGACUCCAAGGAGCUUUAGAGUGGCUUGAGGAAAACCAAGACAAGUCGUUAGAGGAAAUAAAGUCUGCUGGGUCGAAAGAAGGGGAGUCUGAGGAUGGUCCCGCGUUGCAACCCGGCGAAGAACCCCGCAGUCUGGCUUGUAACGAAUGUGGGAAAAAGUUCCGCAGCCAGGCACAGGCAGAAUUUCAUGCAUCUAAGUCCGGACAUGUGGACUUCUCAGAGUCAACGGAAGAGAUCGCACCCUUAACAGAGGAGGAGAAGAAGGCCAGAUUGGAGGAGAUCCGGCAGAAAUUGGCUGCAAAGCGAGCGUUACAGGCUGAGCAGGAUAAAGUGGAUCAGAAAAGGAAUGAGGAAAUUCGACGGAAGAGCACCAAAGAAUCGCAAGACAUUAAGGAAGAACUGCAGAGGAAACAGAUGAUGAAGGAAGCCGCCAAAAAGAAGCAAGAGAAACUGGACGAAAUUGAAACCAAGCGUCGCAUUAAAGCCAGGAUCGAAGCGGAUAAAGAAGAGCGGAGACUGAGAGCUGAGCGGGAGAAAGCCGAGCGUGCCGGCAUGGCACCUCCUGCACAACCAGCUCCUCAAGCGCCUACAACCUCCGGACCUGUUGCCUCCAAGCCCGCAUCUGCUUACACUGAGACUCGACUGAGAUUUCAGACGCCCAAGGGGAACGUCAUGAAAACAAUGCCCGUCACUUCUACCUUGUUCGAAGUUGCCGCAGCCUUGCAACAAGAGGACGGCAUUGAAGUGCAAAGCUUCGUGCAAAACUUUCCUAGAAAAGUGUUCAAUGCCGAGUUCUUUGGCGAGUCUCUAAAAGACCUUGGACUUGUUCCUAGUGCCAGUCUCGUAGUCCAUGUUGGCGACCAACACCGCAGUGGUCCAGUAUGCGUCAUGAUGCCAAAUUCGACAGGAAACAUGUCCGGCAACCCAUUUGAAGAACCGCCUCGGCGGAUCAGCGAGUAUACGGCGCAGGAAAUUGCUACGCUCCAAGCACGCCUGGACAAGAAAUUGGGCCCUGAAUACAUCUCCUCGCGGCCUGGCGCCGCGGGACAGAAGGUGCACUAUCUAUCCGCGGAUAAAUGCAUCAAUCUUGCCAAUGAGGUGUUUGGCUUCAACGGCUGGUCGAGUUCAAUACAGAAUAUUCAGAUCGAUUUUGUUGAGGAAAGUCAAAAUACUGGGAAGAUCAGCUUGGGGCUAUCCGUCAUUGUGAGGGUAACACUGAAGGAUGGCACUUACCAUGAAGACAUCGGUUACGGUCAUAUUGAGAAUUGCAAAGGAAAGGCUGCUGCUUUUGAAAAGGCCAAGAAAGAAGGAACUACUGAUGCACUUAAACGUACAUUGAGGAAUUUUGGCAACGUUCUGGGUAACUGCAUCUACGACAAAGAUUAUGUUUCGAAAGUUACCAAAGUGAAAGCCACUCCUGCGAGAUGGGAUGUUGACGAACUUCACCGGCAUCCUGACUACGCACCGAUAAAGAAGGAGCCUAUUCGACCAAACCCCGUGCCAGAGGAUGACGACCUUCCUCCUCGGCUACCAAACGCUGUGAAAAGCACCAGUACGAAUGAUGCUGCUGCAUUUGAUGGUGAUGGGGAGUUUGGGAGUGAUCUUUUUGAUGAGGCCGAUUUUGGAGUCACGGCCUCUGGAAACCCGGAUGAGAUAGUGCUGGGACCAGAAACGCAGACAAAACCGCAACCACCGACUCCUGUUAAGUCAGGCCCUCAGGGGAACUUUCACCGCCCAAACCCAGCAGUCGUGACGCCUUCUAGGCCAGAAAGGCCAUUCAACCAAACAGUCAACAACAGACAACCUUCCGUUCCGCCCACUCUCAAUCAAAGACACAAUCCUGCGCUGCAAAACCAACAUGUCGGACAAAGGCAACCUGUCCCGCAAGGACAACAGCAGAACUUUCAAAACGGCAGAAUGGCACCCCCAGAUCAACCAAGGACUAGCCAAGAUUUAAGCUUGCCAAGUGCUGCAGGGCAAAUGCCUAUCAAACGAGAAUUUGACGCUAAAGCUCAAGACACAGCUCCCCCGGCCAGUUCACCCUCUGUUCCGUCUGCCUCAUUCUUUUCAGCUCGAGCAGUAGAUUUGUUGCGGGACAACCCACAUACUGCCGUGAAUGCUCCCCAGUUCGAUCCCCAUGCCGAAAGUCCCUCGAUCCGCAAGACAGCAGGCGUCGAUCACAGCAAGAGUGUCCCCAUAUCAAAGCCAAUGCUUGCGGGAGCCUCACCAGCUUCAAACAAUACGCGCGACUUCAUCAAUCCUUCAACGGAUAUGCAUCGAAAAAUUGGCGCCCCUGGAGGUAUUGGCAGUCCAAUGAUGAAUCGGGGUCAGACAACUUCAUCAUACCGCCCACUGACUCGGCAAAAUCUCGAUCCAAAACUUGCUGCAAGCAACGCAGCUGCAAACAGAGCCGGAUUUGGACCACCCAAUGUUAAUGGGAAACGACCGCCUUUAAGUGACGUGACGAAUGCAUCUGUCUCUGGCGGCAGCGGGCCUGCUCCAGCAGUCAAUGCCAAUGAUCCCAAAAGACCCAAGAUUGAUGGGAAUUUGACGCCGUCCUUACCGCCGCAGCAGCAACAGCAGCAAUAG